CAUGUCAGACGUGGAGUAUGUGGAGGCGCUGCUCAAACACGCCAAGCUUGAGAACUACCAGAUCGGGCUGACCAAGGUGUUCCUGCGCGCGGGGCAGAUGGCGCUGCUGCAGAGCAUGCGGCUGGACGCCAUGAACGAAGCUGCCAGGAAGAUUCAGCGCGCCACGCGGCACUUCCUCUUCAAUCGCCACCGCAGGCGCGCCGCCCUCCUCAUCCAGACCCACUGGCGAGGCCACUGUGCCCGCGCGGCCUACCAGCAGCUGCGGAGGGACGUGGCGGCAACGACCAUCCAGGCGGCGGAGAGGGGGCGGCAGCAGCGCCUGCGCUUCCUGCAGCUGCGCCACGCCGCCCUGGUGGUGCAGGCCGCUGUGCGCAUGCACCUCUGCCGCACCGCCUAUGUCAACACUCGCCGCCGCCUCGCCGCCACCCGCAUUCAGAGCACGUGGCGAGGCUACAUUCACAGGCGGCCAUGGAGGGCGCUCAAGCACAUGCUGGCGGGUAGAGUGGCGCGCCUCAGACUGCACAACCUCAAGCUGGUCAGUGAUAACGUUCCCCUGUUCUCGCCAUCCAUACUAACCAAUCCCCCUCUUCUCUUCCUUUUACCGGCGUUUCUGCUACUCCUGCGCUGCUUACGCCUCUCACCUUCCAUACCAGCCAAUCCCCCUCCCUGCCUCCUUUUCCGGCCCUUUCUGCUUCUCCUGCUCUGCUUACGUUUAGGAGGCAAGCCUGCACGUGGAUCUGGCGUGUCUCAGCAUCCAUACCAAUCAGUUCCCCCUCCCCCCACCUCCCCUUCCCCUUUUUCCCGCCGUCCCCGCUCCUCCCACUCCAACCACCCGCAGGAGGCGAGUCGACAGGCAGAGUUGGCGCCGCCACGCAAGAAGACGGACGUGGCCAUCGAGACCAUCCGCAUGAUGACACUGCGUGUGAUGCGGGUGAGAGAUGACACUGCGUGUGAUGCGGAUACCUCUUCGUUUCAGGCAGGCCUAGCCUUUCACUCCUUGUCACCUACCUUCCUGCCCCUCGCUGCACCAAUUCCUUGUCUCUCCCGCAUUACCCAUAUUCACCCUCUUCCUCCCUUUGCUCGCACAUCCAUCUCUGCACUGCUCGCGCGCCUCAUCAAAAUCCCUCUUCCCCCUUCUCAGGAAAAGGCCGAAAAAAGCCGUGCAAACUCAGAGCGCCAGCUGGCAGAGGUCCGUGCUGAGCUGGAGCGGACCAAGAAGGAGCUGGCAGGCAAGGCGCGUGAGGUGGCGCGGCUGGUGGGGCAGCUGGAGCAGGAGCAGCAGCGGGCAGAGCAGGCAGAGGAGCGGUUGGAGGAGAUGCUGAGGGAGCAGGACAGGGAGCGGGCGGAGGGGCGGGAGCGAGUGCUGCAUGUGGCAUCUGUGGCCUCACAUAAAGCAGCAGCAGGCGGAGGAGGAGGAGCAGCAGGGGCGCUGAGCAGCCUGCCUUCCUUCGGCGGGUCAGGCUUCUCUUCGUCCUCCUCCUCACCCUCCGCUGCUGCAGCUGCAGUGGCUGCGCUGGCAGGGGGAGCGCUGGGAGUGGUGGUGGACAAGCAUUUGUCGUCGCAGCAGAGCGGGGGGAGAGCGGGGGCACCAGGGGGCAAUCUGGGGGUGCCAGAGGGGUCGAGGAUCCUCGCCCGGAUGGCAUCGCGCAGACACCCCUCGCCGCACACGCCUGCCAAUCACCCCACGUGGGAGGAAACCGCUGCUGCUGCUGCUGCUGGCGGUGCUGCGGAUGGUGCUGCGAGUGCUGCUCUCACGAGCUCCCCGUCCUUCUCCUCCUCCUCCAGUCGCUCCUCGCCCGUCCCUCCCGUGCCUCCCUCCUCCAUAGCGUCCCCCCCUGGCAGCAGCGGGGGUGGCAUGGCAGCAGCAGCCGCGGCAGCAGUGGCAGCGAUGGAGAGAGCUGAAGGCGCAUCGGCAGCAGCGGCGGCGGGGGAGGGUACGCACGACGGCGCCCACAGGGGCCAUGGCGGCGCGGCGGACGCCCAUCACCUGCCGUGCAUUCAGGAGUCGGCGUCACGCGAGGAGGGCGAGGAGAAGAAGGUGGUUGCAGUCAGCAGAACCAGCAGCGGUGGCAGCGGCACCGGGGAGUUUGGUGGCAGCAGCGGGGGGCUGAGGCAAGUGCGGUUCCCCUCCAUGGGACCGGAGGAGAGCGAGGCAGAGUACACGCGUGCCAGCACGCUGCCUGUCGGGAGGAGCAUGCUGCGGCAGCAGUCCAUGGGGAAGGCCCUCAAACUCGCUGCUAACGCUGAUGCUGCUGCUGGGGGUUCUGGCGGCGGGACCGACGGUGCGGAUGCACGGCUGGCGAGGAUCCGACGGCUGCAGUCGUCCAACCCACGGAUGGGUGGAGGAGCAGGCGGGGAGGGUGGUGGCGGGCCGGGUGUGCCGCGGCCGCUGGUGUCGGCCAAGUCACUCACGCGUGAGGAGGCAGUGCGCAUGCUCGCGAGCGCACAGCGAGAUGCGGAGGAGGCUCAGAAGGUGAGGGGGAUGAGGGGGGCGUACAAGCUCAAGGAGGAGAGGCGGCAGCUGCAGGUGCUGUACCGGGAGGCAGUGGCGGCAGCAGAGACGGCACUGGCGGCGGCAGCGGAGGAGCGAGGGCGGGUGGGUGAGUUGCAGAGGACCGUGGAGGGGAAGGACGAGGAGAUCCGAGAGCUCACUGAGAAGAACCAGGAGCUGCAGCUCGCGCUCACCCUCAAGGCGAGGGAGGUGCGUACACUCAGCCAGCGGCUGCUGGCGUCGCAGGCUGCCAGCGACACGGAGGAGCUGCCCAUCGAUAAGCAGCAGGAGCUGCUGCUGUCGGAGGUGGCGAGCAGCCGCUUCCCGUUCGGCCCCGAGGGGCAGCCGGUGGCGGCGUGCAUGGUGUACCGUGCGCUGCUGCAGUGGGGGGCGCUGGAGGCGGAGAGGACCAACACGUUCGACCGCAUCGUGGAGGCCUUCCAGCGCGGCUCCACCGACCAGCUGCUGCCUGCACAGGCCUACUGGCUCACCAACCACAUCGUGCUCUACUACCUCGUGCAGGUGGUGUACCAGCCGCCAGUGGAGCAGCCCGCGCAGGAAAGCUUCUCCUUCUCUUUCUUCGGCAUGGCCUCCCGCCCCGCCGCCCCUCCCAAGGCAGCGGUGGAGAGGGUGGAUGUGAUGCUGUUCAAGCAGCAGCUGGCCACGGGCACGGAGCGCCUCUUCGUCACCAUCAGGGACGCCGCCAAGGCCGAGCUCGCCAAGCACUUCGCCCUGCCCUCGCAGGACGCGGCAGCGGAAGCAGAGGGCGACCAAGCAGCCGGUGACGCAGCGGCAGGGAAGGGCGGCAAGGCGGGCGGCGGCGGGGGGAGGCGGCUGGCGCGGGGGAGGGCGAGGGGAGGGGGGCGGUCGGGGGCAGCGAUGGUGCGGAAGCACGUGGUGAACUACUGGGCGAACGUGGUGGUCACCCUCAAGCAGGUGACGGCCACGCUGGCAGCAAACCACGUGCCAGCAGUGGUGGUGGAUGCGCUGUUGAGGCAACUGCUCUUCUUCGUCAACGUCAAGAUCGUCAAUGGGUGA
Molecule: messenger RNA, 3529 nt
Organism: Closterium sp. Naga37s-1
Lineage: Eukaryota; Viridiplantae; Streptophyta; Zygnematophyceae; Desmidiales; Closteriaceae
Source: the annotation of a GenBank genome assembly